AUGUUUAAUACGGCUUCUUCUUGGAUUUUGAUAUUUCUUCUUAUUAUCAAUUCCAUAUCUAAUGUUCGUGGUAUUGAUUGGAAUGGAAAUAACUGGGCUUUCGGUUGCGACUUCAAUGGUAAUGAUUUAAGUAAUGUUCAAAUCCGUGGUGAAGAUUGUGGUGGCUUAUGUGAUAAAACCCCGGGCUGCACUCACUUUACUUGGACUACAUGGAAAGAUGGUACUUGUUGGUUGAAAAAAGGACCAAUUUCAAAGAAUCAAGCUUUGGAAACAGACGACAAAACAAUGGUCUGCGGAGUAGUGCAUGACUCUGACACAAGUAUCGGACCAACUUCGAAUGACGGCUUAAUAGGUCCAUUGCUCAACCGAGUUCUUGCAACACGGCAUGGUGCUCAUGAAGCUGGUGCAUGUGCACUUCCAACAUCAAGCUAUGCUGUUGUUCAUCCUGUAGCUCUAGGAAAUAUUGAAGCUUUGCAACAUCUCAAAUUCCGACCAGAUCUAUGUGGUCAAGUUCUCAGAGUUAAUUGUGGUAAUGGACCAUUGGAUAUUAUCGUUACAAACUCAAAUUUAGGAGGUGGACUUGAUCUAUAUGCUUCGACUUGGAACAAACUUACUAACAAUAAACCUCCCGGAGAGACUUCAUGCACGGUUCAGUUGACUUCUCGCAAUGCUUUCAAUUUCAAUGGACCUCGUUGCUACUACAAACCUGGCACUGAUUAUAAUAACCCUUAUUACCAUAAUGUUGGACUUUUGAACACCAAUGGACGAAUCCUUAGUCGAGCUACCAUAGAUAAUCGAUCAGGAGAACAUCGAGGUGCUAAUCCUUAUUAUGCGUUCAACUUUGGUCCACUUGAUGGUAAUAAACAAGUUAUUUUUACUUUCGAAGAUGGAAGUACUCAUUCUGUUUUGUUACGAGAAUGUGAGUAUCAACAGAGUGAACAGCUUUGGAGCUAA
Messenger RNA from Rotaria sp. Silwood1, 954 nucleotides. Lineage: Eukaryota; Metazoa; Rotifera; Eurotatoria; Philodinida; Philodinidae. The record is from the annotation of a GenBank genome assembly.